Epithele typhae is the source of this 393-nucleotide messenger RNA. RefSeq lists its product as uncharacterized. NCBI's taxonomy places the organism in Eukaryota, Fungi, Basidiomycota, Agaricomycetes, Polyporales, Epitheliaceae. The transcript is spliced from 2 exons. Bases 1 to 393 code for a protein of 130 amino acids. The record is from RefSeq and is a predicted model, not a curated record.
AUGACCGACUUCCAGGCCCGUGUCGCUGCGGUCAACCGAUUCCGCACCUUGCUGCUUCCCGCUCAAGGCUCCCCCUCCUCUCAGUACAGUCAAGCGCUCAAAGAACUCUGCUGGCUCGGGCUCGAGCACCGACUCCCUCCUGAACUCGUCAACUAUUCUGAAGUGAGACCCCUGUGCCCGAAAUGCGGGCGUAUCGAUUCCCUACGCCCUUUCAUGCACUAUAAGCCCGACACAGCCGGACAAAUGGGUAUUUCCUGCGAUGCUCGGACCGGGCAGGGUGACGAGACUUGCGGCCCUCGCCGCAUUGCUCCGCGCAACCCUGUUACGGUCGCGGAGCGCGGGAGCGCGGAGGUCGGGCGAGUCGGAGACGAGCGGAAAGGCGGGAUGGAUUAG